UGUGAAGCAGGAGGCACUUGGGAUCGUCCGCAGUAUUGAGACUGCUACAGAGGCCGCCACGGAGCCCGCCGGAGCCACCGUUCCUACUGCUGCUGCUGCCGCUGCCCGAGUCGGAACUAUCGGGCCGCAGCCGCCGGCAAUGCCACGAAGGAAGAGGAAUGCAGGCAGUAGUUCAGAUGGAACCGAAGAUUCCGAUUUUUCUACAGAUCUCGAGCACACUGACAGUUCGGAGAGCGAUGGCACUUCGCGACGGUCUGCCAGAGUCACCCGCUCCUCAGCCAGGCUGAGCCAGAGUUCUCAAGAUUCCAGCCCUGUUCGAAAUUUGCAGUCUUUUGGCACUGAGGAACCUGCGUAUUCUACCAGGAGAGUGACCCGUAGUCAGCAACAGCCCACUCCAGUGACUCCAAAAAAAUAUCCCCUUCGGCAGACUCGUUCGUCUGGCUCAGAAACUGAGCAAGUGGUUGAUUUUUCUGAUCGAGAAACUAAAAAUACAGCUGAUCAUGAUGAAUCUCCACCUCGAACUCCAACUGGAAAUGCUCCUUCUUCAGAGUCUGACAUUGACAUCUCCAGCCCCAACGUGUCUCAUGAUGAGAGCAUUGCCAAGGACAUGUCUCUGAAGGACUCAGGCAGUGACCUCUCCCAUCGCCCUAAACGCCGACGCUUCCAUGAAAGCUAUAAUUUCAAUAUGAAGUGUCCUACACCGGGCUGUAACUCUCUAGGACACCUUACAGGGAAACAUGAGAGACAUUUCUCCAUCUCAGGAUGUCCACUGUAUCAUAAUCUCUCAGCUGAUGAGUGCAAGGUGAGAGCACAGAGCCGGGAUAAGCAGAUAGAAGAAAGGAUGCUGUCCCACAGGCAAGAUGACAACAACAGGCAUGCAACCAGGCACCAGGCACCAACAGAGAGACAACUACGAUACAAAGAAAAAGUGGCUGAACUCAGGAAGAAAAGAAAUUCUGGGCUAAGCAAGGAACAGAAAGAGAAAUACAUGGAACACAGGCAGACCUACGGGAACACUCGGGAACCUCUCUUGGAAAACCUGACAAGCGAGUAUGAUUUGGACCUUUUCCGAAGAGCCCAAGCUCGUGCUUCAGAGGAUUUGGAGAAGUUAAGACUUCAAGGUCAAAUCACAGAGGGGAGCAACAUGAUUAAGACAAUUGCUUUUGGCCGCUAUGAGCUUGACACUUGGUACCAUUCUCCCUAUCCUGAAGAAUACGCACGGCUGGGACGCCUCUAUAUGUGUGAAUUCUGUUUAAAAUACAUGAAGAGCCAAACUAUUCUCCGCCGACACAUGGCUAAGUGUGUGUGGAAACACCCACCUGGUGAUGAGAUCUAUCGCAAAGGCUCAAUUUCCGUCUUUGAAGUGGAUGGCAAAAAAAACAAGAUCUACUGCCAAAACCUGUGCCUGUUGGCCAAGCUUUUUCUGGACCAUAAGACUUUAUAUUAUGAUGUGGAGCCUUUCCUGUUCUAUGUUAUGACUGAAGCGGACAACACUGGCUGUCACCUGAUUGGAUAUUUUUCCAAGGAAAAGAAUUCAUUCCUGAACUAUAAUGUAUCCUGUAUCCUUACUAUGCCUCAGUAUAUGAGACAAGGAUAUGGAAAGAUGCUCAUUGAUUUCAGUUAUCUGCUCUCCAAAGUGGAAGAAAAAGUUGGCUCCCCAGAGCGUCCCCUCUCAGAUCUGGGGCUCAUAAGCUACCGCAGUUACUGGAAAGAAGUGCUUCUCCGUUACCUGCAUAAUUUUCAAGGCAAAGAGAUUUCUAUCAAAGAAAUUAGCCAGGAGACAGCUGUGAAUCCUGUGGACAUUGUCAGUACUCUGCAAGCCCUUCAGAUGCUCAAGUAUUGGAAAGGAAAACACCUCGUUUUAAAGAGACAGGACCUCAUCGAUGAGUGGAUAGCCAAAGAGGCCAAAAGGUCCAACUCCAAUAAAACCAUGGACCCAAGCUGUUUGAAAUGGACCCCUCCCAAGGGCACUUAAAGUGACCUGUUGCUCUGAGCCAGCGAACCCCAGCAGUAGGAAUCCAUACCCUAGGGAUCUGUCUGUCAUUUCUGUUGCUCUUGUGAUUGGCAAGUGCAGUAUCCUUUGGGAAGGCCAUCCCCCUCAGGACUGUCCUGGCUCCGACCUUCUUGUACACUGCAGACGCUGGUUCUGAGGAACUAUUGUUUCGGCCUCAGUGAGGUUGCCUGGAGGAGAUCUGCAUUAGACUUGAGUGCAGCUCUCUCAUAGCACUGACCCAAGGAGUUCUGUUAUGGUACUGUACCUGUCCAGUCACUGGUUCUCUCCUCACGUCCUCUAGCCCCAUGAGGUUGUGUUGUGUCUCCUAAACUGUCUGUACUUGUGCUUCUCGCCAUCAGGUCACCAGACCUCUGAAUAUAGUUACCACCACCUGGACCUUUCCGAUGAACUCCUUACACAUGUGUUUUGUGAAGGGGCAGGGAAGAGGUAGCACUUCUAAGAGUGUGUGUG
Elephantulus edwardii (Cape elephant shrew) is the source of this 2464-nucleotide messenger RNA. It is a transcript of the gene KAT7, whose product is annotated as K(lysine) acetyltransferase 7. Gene Ontology annotation, cellular component: nucleus. Gene Ontology annotation, molecular function: histone acetyltransferase activity; zinc ion binding. Gene Ontology annotation, biological process: regulation of DNA-templated transcription. The coding region runs from base 140 to 1975 and encodes 611 amino acids. The transcript is spliced from 15 exons. The record is from RefSeq and is a predicted model, not a curated record. NCBI's taxonomy places the organism in Eukaryota, Metazoa, Chordata, Mammalia, Macroscelidea, Macroscelididae.